Messenger RNA from Phalaenopsis equestris, 1939 nucleotides. Its product is annotated as 2-oxoisovalerate dehydrogenase subunit alpha 2, mitochondrial. Bases 230 to 1615 code for a protein of 461 amino acids. Lineage: Eukaryota; Viridiplantae; Streptophyta; Magnoliopsida; Asparagales; Orchidaceae. Gene Ontology annotation, molecular function: oxidoreductase activity, acting on the aldehyde or oxo group of donors, disulfide as acceptor. The record is from RefSeq and is a predicted model, not a curated record. The transcript has 9 exons. Gene Ontology annotation, biological process: branched-chain amino acid catabolic process.
GACGAGCACACGCCGUACCGGGACCGGCUGGCGAUGUUAGCUCCAUCUGCAUGCUUCCAAAACACUUCAUUUGCUGAUCUGGAAUCUCUAUCUUUUCAGCACUCGCCUGCUAAUCCUUUACUCCAUGUCCCAUUUUCUAAAUUUUUAGUCUUUCUUCGAACUUGAAUUCUGAAAAAGAUUAAAUCAAAAGCCCUUCUCCUUUCUCUCUUUCGAUUUCUCCGACUUUCCAAUGGUCCUCAUCUGGCAAGCAAGAUCCACUGCUGCGCGGUUAUUUAAUCGGGGCUUAUCUUUUUCGACUGUAAUCCGUCGCCGGAACUGUCCGCCUAAUCCUCCGCCGGUGCUGUUUCCACACUGUGGGCCGAAACGAUGUUUUGGAUCGGCUAGGGCUGAUGAGAGCGUCUCCCCUCAGUACGAUGAUUGUAGGAAUCAGGUCUUGGAUUUUCCCGGCGGAAAGGUUAUGUUCAUUCCAGAGAUGAGAUUCCUAUCGGAGUCCACAGGCGAGAGAAUAAGCUGCUAUAGAGUUCUUGAUGACAAUGGGCAAACAAUAUCAGGCAGCAGUUUUCAGGAGUUAAAUAAAGAAACAGCAGUGAAAAUGUAUAGGGACAUGAUCACACUACAAAUCAUGGACACCAUCUUCUAUGAAGCUCAGAGACAAGGAAGAAUAUCCUUCUAUCUCACUUCGACCGGAGAAGAAGCCAUUAAUGUUGCAUCCGCAGCUGCUCUUAGCAAUGAAGACGUCAUCUUUCCUCAGUAUAGGGAGCCCGGCGUCCUCUUAUGGAGGGGCUUCACUCUUCAAGAGUUUGCAAACCAAUGCUUUGGCAAUAAAUCGGACUAUGGUAAAGGAAGGCAGAUGCCAAUUCAUUAUGGAUCGAAAAAGUAUAAUUAUUUCACCAUUUCGUCGCCAAUUGCGACACAGCUUCCACAAGCUGUUGGAGCUGCUUAUUCCCUCAAGAUGGAUAGGAAGAAUGCCUGUGCUGUCACUUAUUUCGGUGACGGAGGCACAAGUGAGGGAGACUUCCACGCCGCACUAAAUUUUGCUGCUGUUACCGAGUCUCCUGUAAUCUUCUUCUGUCGCAACAAUGGUUGGGCAAUUAGCACUCCCACCAUAGAACAAUUUAGAAGCGAUGGUGCCGUCAUACGAGGCCAAGCUUAUGGCAUUAGGAGCAUUCGGGUGGAUGGAAAUGAUGCUCUUGCUGUAUACAGUGCAGUUCAUUUAGCCAGAGAGAUGGCUGUAUGUGAAGCCAGGCCAAUUUUAAUUGAGGCACUAACCUACAGAGUUGGACAUCAUUCAACAUCCGACGACUCGACGAAAUACCGGCCGGCUGAUGAAAUCGAGCAUUGGAGAUCAGCCAGAGACCCUAUUUCCAGAUACAGAAAGUGGAUUGAGAGGAAUGGCUGGUGGUGUGAUGAUGCUGAAUCUGAGUUUAGAAUGAGUGUCAGGAAAGAGUUAUUGCAAGCAAUUCAGGCUGCAGAGAGAGCGCAAAAGCCGCCAUUGGAAGAAUUAUUCACUGAUGUUUAUGACAUUGUGCCUUCGAACCUGCGAGAACAGGAGCAAGUUCUUCGCCAAACCGUUAAGGAACAUCCUGGGGAUUACCCGUCUGAUGUGCCUGUUUAGCUUAAUUGAGUUUAAUACCUUGAUUAAGGGUAUUAGUUUAUGUACCUAAUUUUUUAUAAUUCCCCCAGUGAUGAUAUUUAUAAGUCAGUGAUUCAUGGGGGAAAACAAAUUGCAAAUUUUAAAAAUAAAUUGAGAGGCUGUAGUUUCACAAUCAUCGUUGUCCUCAUUUUAGCAGCACAAUGAGUCAUCAACAUCUUCAAAACAUUUUUUUCUUGCCUUUAUGCUUCCUCCCAUUUUGCCUUCACUAAACUAUAACCCAAGGACAUUAUACUACAACCAUUUGGAAGGGAUAGGUUAGUUAAACCAUUUACAUUUUCUGUAAUU